AUGGGCUACGCAACCCAGCUUCAGGGCAAGUUCGCCCACAAAGUCGACGACCCUGUGCCUGAAUUCAACUCCGAAUUUCCCGCGCACCCAGCCAUUGUCCACUUCCCCAUCGCCUUCAACACGUUCGCCUGGGGUCUGGACAUCCUCUACGCCCUGACAACGACCUGGAUCCAACCCGAAUUCCUCACCACCCGAUUCUCAUCCCCAUCCACCCUGCUCGACAUCACUCGUAUGUCGUACUUCCUCAUGUGCGUGGGACUGAUCACCACCGUCCCUGCCAUCAUGUCCGGCAACAUCCAACUGGUAGGCAUGAUCAAGAAGAACGGCGGACCCUGGGAAAAGGACGCUGCAGGCAAGCAGAAGAGCACCAUGGUGCCUCGCAUUAAGGCGUGCAUCACCCACGCCAUCAUCAACGAUCUCGUCUUCGUUGCCAACCUAUACAGCUGGUAUCUCAGAAAGGACAAGGAGGGUGCCGUCAAUCCCGGCAAAGUUCCCACUGAGACCAACAUGAUUAUCAGCAUGGUCUUGUUACCCUUGUUGAUGAUGUCCUCCAAGAUCGGUGGCACUCUGACCUAUAACCAUGGCGUGGGCUUGAACUUGGGCCGCAAGAAGAUCGAGUAA
Rhinocladiella mackenziei CBS 650.93 is the source of this 621-nucleotide messenger RNA. RefSeq lists its product as uncharacterized. The record is from RefSeq and is a predicted model, not a curated record. NCBI's taxonomy places the organism in Eukaryota, Fungi, Ascomycota, Eurotiomycetes, Chaetothyriales, Herpotrichiellaceae. The transcript is spliced from 2 exons. Bases 1 to 621 code for a protein of 206 amino acids.